Messenger RNA from Motacilla alba alba, 12094 nucleotides. RefSeq names its product contactin associated protein family member 5 (gene CNTNAP5). The record is from RefSeq and is a predicted model, not a curated record. The transcript has 24 exons. Bases 419 to 4339 code for a protein of 1306 amino acids. Lineage: Eukaryota; Metazoa; Chordata; Aves; Passeriformes; Motacillidae.
ACUCUGAUGCUUAUCAACAACGCGUGAAGAUUGCAGUAAGGAUCCUCCCUGGAAGGCGAGGAGGAGCAACUUCCAGGGGGCUGGGAGGAGGUGGAGUGCAGCGCGGCUCUCGCCUAUAAGGAGGUGCCCAGCGAGCGGCUGGUGCUUCCCACCCAGCCGCUGCUCGCAAGGUGAAUCGCCGCGGCGGCAGUCGGGGCAGCGGGUUCGGCUCGGGCACUGCCGCCGGCGUCCGGAGCGGCUCCUCCAAGGGCUGCGAAGAGUCCCCCGGCCGGCCCCGGCUUCCCUUCACCCGGAGUGCUUGGAUGCUGUAUGGAGUAAAUGAGCGGAGGCAGAGCGGGCGCACAGAGGCUGAGAGGCGCUCGGAGACCGGGACCAGGGGAGACAGGCGGGCGGCUGGCUUCCCCCUCCGGGGCUGAAGAUGGAUUCCCGAGCCCUCGGGGGCUUCACUCUGCUGCUCUUCACUUUAUGGCAUCUGGGAUUAACUGCAACAAAUUAUAAUUGUGAUGAUGCAUUGGUGUCUCCCUUACCUUCAGCUGCCCUUACCAGUUCCUCCGAGCUCUUCAGUACCCACAGUCCCAGCUUUGCAAAACUCAACAGGCGAGAUGGAGCUGGUGGCUGGUCCCCUCUGGAGUCUAACGAGCAGCAGUGGCUGCAGGUUGAUCUGGGAGACAGAGUGGAGAUCGUGGCGGUAGCCACCCAGGGCAGGUACGGCAGCUCGGACUGGGUGACCGGCUACGCACUGAUGUUCAGCGACACCGGCCGCAACUGGAAGCAGUACAGACAGGACGACGCCGUCUGGGUUUUCACAGGGAACAGCAAUGCUGACGGUGUGGUUCACCACAAACUGCUGCACUCCAUGAAAGCUCGAUUCUUGCGCUUCAUACCCCUCAAGUGGAAUGUUGGUGGGCGGAUAGGACUGAGAGUUGAGGUCUUCGGCUGCUCUUACAAGUCAGAUAUUGCAGACUUUGAUGGCAGAAGUUCACUUCUCUACAGGUUCAAUCAGAAGCUUAUGAGCACGUUCAAAGAUGUAGUUUCCUUGAAGUUCAAGAGCAUGCAGGGGGAUGGAGUCUUAUUCCAUGGAGAAGGACAGCGUGGAGACUACAUAACCUUGGAACUACAGAAAGGGAAGCUCUCCUUGCACCUCAACCUAGGGGACUCCAACCUGCACUACAGUAACAGCCACACGUCUGUCACCUUGGGCAGCCUCCUGGAUGACCAGCACUGGCACUCAGUUCUCAUAGAACGCUUCAACAAGCAAGUGAACUUCACAGUGGACAAGCACACCCAGCACUUCCGAACAAAGGGGGAUUCAGAUCACUUGGAUAUUGAUUAUGAGCUCAGUUUUGGAGGGAUUCCUGUCCCGGGGAAGCCAGGAACCUUUCAGAGGAAAAAUUUCCAUGGGUGCAUUGAGAACCUUUAUUACAACGGAGUCAAUAUAAUUGACCUGGCCAAAAGACGCAAACCUCAGAUCUAUACUGUGGGGAAUGUGACCUUUUCUUGCUCAGAACCACAAAUUGUUCCCAUCACCUUUGUGAGUGCCAGUCGAAGCUACUUGCUGCUGCCCGGCACUGCUCAAAUUGAUGGUUUGUCAGUGAGCUUCCAGUUCCGAACAUGGAAUAAAGAUGGCUUGCUUCUGUUCACCGAGCUGUCUGAAAACUCAGGACAUCUCUUGGUUUACCUCCAUGGUGGGAGAUUGAUGCUACUUAUUCAAAAGGAGACUGAGAACCCUGUGGAAAUCUCUGAAGGCACUAAUCUCCACGACGGGCUUUGGCAUUCUGUUAACAUCAAUGCCAGAAGGCAUCGCAUUACUCUGACGCUGGAUAGCGACGCUGCCACCGCCAGCCAUGCAACCACUGUCUCACGGAUCUACUCUGGGAACAGCUACUAUUUUGGAGGGUGCCCCGACAAUUUCACCGAUUCCCAGUGUUUAAAUCCCAUUACUGCUUUUCAAGGCUGUAUGAGGCUCAUCUUUAUUGAUAACCAGCCCAAGGACCUCAUUUUAGUUCAGCAAGGCUCCCUGGGGAAUUUUAGUGAUUUACACAUUGAUCUGUGUGGCAUCAAAGACAGAUGCUUACCCAACUACUGUGAACAUGGAGGACAAUGCUCCCAGUCCUGGAGCACCUUUUACUGUGACUGUAACAAUACAGGCUACAUGGGAGCCACCUGUCACAACUCUGUCUAUGAGCAAUCCUGCGAGGCUUACCGACACCAAGGGAAGACAUCAGGUUUCUUCUACAUCGAUUCUGAUGGAAGUGGACCACUGGGACCGCUCCGUGUUUUUUGCAAUAUAACAGAAGAUAAGAUCUGGACUGAAGUGCAGCACAACAGCACAGGGCUGACCAGAGUGCAAGGAGCUGGUCCAGAGAAGCCCUACACCAUGUCCUUCAACUACAGCAGCAGUGCAGAGCAGCUGGAGGCCGUGAUCAACAGUGCUGAGUACUGCGAGCAGGAGGCAGCCUACCACUGCAGGAAGUCACGGCUCCUCAACACCCCGAAUGGAAUGCCAUUUGCUUGGUGGGUUGGCCGUGCCAAUGAAAAGCACCUUUACUGGGGAGGAUCCCUUCCGGGCAUUCAGCAGUGUGCCUGUGGAUUGGAAGAAAGUUGUCUGGAUAUGAGAUAUUUUUGCAACUGUGACGCAGAUAGAGAAGAAUGGACAAAUGAUACCGGCCUCCUUGCUUUCAAAGACCAUUUGCCUGUAACUCAGAUUGUGAUCACUGACACAAACAGAUCAAAUUCUGAGGCUGCUUGGAAAAUCGGCCCUUUGCGUUGCUAUGGAGACAGGCAGUUCUGGAAUGCUGCUUCCUUCAACACAGAGGCCUCCUACCUGCACUUCCCCACGCUCCACGCCGAGGUCAGCGCGGACAUCUCCUUCUUCUUCAAAACCACCGCCCUAUCCGGGGUAUUCUUGGAAAACCUUGGGAUUAAAGACUUCAUAAGAAUUGAAAUAAGCUCCCCCAAGGAGAUCACCUUCUCCAUAGAUGUUGGGAAUGGCCCCACAGAAGCCACUGUGCAGUCUCCCACACCCCUCAAUGACAACCAGUGGCACUACGUCCGGGCAGAGAGGAACCUCAAGCAAACCUCUCUGCAGGUGGACAACCUCCCCAAGAAGGUCCUGGAGGCCCCUGCUGAGGGACACUUCCGCCUGCAGCUCAACAGCCAGUUAUUUGUAGGGGGAACAGCUUCCAGACAGAAGGGCUUUUUGGGAUGUAUUCGAUCUCUGCAUUUAAAUGGACAGAAACUUGACCUCGAGGAGAGAGCUAAAAUGACACCUGGUGUAAAACCUGGGUGCCCAGGACAUUGUAGCAGUUAUGGGAACCUGUGCCAUAAUGGAGGGAAAUGUGUGGAAAAGUAUAAUGGUUACUUCUGUGACUGUACCAACUCGGCCUAUGAAGGACCUUUCUGCAAGCAGGAGGUGUCUGCAUUAUUUGAAGCUGGCACUUCUGUUACCUAUACUUUCCAAGAACCUUAUCCUGUCACAAAGAAUGCAAGCACCUCAAGCUCUGCGAUUUAUGUGGAUGCUGUCGUGUCCAAGGAGAAUAUUGCAUUCAACUUUCUCACAGCACACACUCCAAGCCUUCUGCUGUACAUCAACACCUACUUUCAUGAAUAUUUGGCUGUGAUUCUCUCCAAGAAUGGAAGCUUACAGGUCCGAUACAAGCUCAGUAAGGAUGGGCUCCUUAUUUUCACCAUUGACUCUGGAAAUUUUGCCAACAGAGAGCUGCACCGUGUGAGGAUUAACAGGGAAGGCAGAGAGCUCGUCAUUCAGGUUGAUCAAGUUCUCAAACUCAAACACAACUUUUCUGAGAUUGAUUUCAAGGCCAUUAAGUCACUCACCUUGGGCAAGGUCACAGACAGUUUGUCCCUGGACCCUGAAGUCUCCAAGGCAAAUGCCUAUGGUUUCACUGGCUGCCUGUCCUCUGUUCAGUACAACCACAUCUCUCCCCUGAAGGCUGCCUUACGCCAUCCCAGCCUUGCUCCCGUGACUGUCCAAGGUUCCUUGAAAGAAUCCAGCUGUGCAUCCCUAAUGGAAGCUGACGUGAACACAGCAACCACAAUAUAUUCCUCAUCAGAUCCUUUUGGGAAGACAGAUGAAAGAGAACCUCUCACCAAUGCAGUCAGAAGUGAUUCAGCUGUGAUUGGAGGAGUAAUAGCAGUUGUGAUAUUCAUCAUCUUUUGCAUCAUUGCCAUCAUGAGCAGAUUCCUCUAUCAACAUAAACAAGCACAUCGAAAUAGCCAGAAAAAGGAGAAGGAAUACCCAGAAAACCUUGAGAGCUCCUUUAAAGCUGACAUUGACUUGCAAAACACAGUGAGCGAGUGCAAACGGGAAUAUUUUAUCUGAUGGACAAUGCAAUUUCUUCUUACUCUUCCUCCCCUAAUCUCCCUUUCUUUAUUCCUUUCUCCCUUCCUUUUUUCUUUUUGAUUUUUUUUUAACACUCAUUUUUUGCUAGCUUCUUUUUAAUUUGGAAAAGACCGCCCUGCACAGGAAACACUGAGAGCAAUCACAGUGCCUCAUUCUCUGCACAAGAACCUGGCAAUCACAGUUUACUUCUGCAGCUCAAGAGACCUGUUAUCCCAUCCUACACAAAACAAGAUCCACAUGUACACCUGGUUUCUACUGUCAGUUCUUGGAUGUUUCAAAGUCUCUACAUUUAUUUGUUGUUAUUUUUUCUCUGGAGCCAUUUAAGUCAUUGCUUUUACACUAGAGCUGGACUAUGUAAAGUACAGGUAAAGUAGUUGAACACAUAGCUCUGCAGAUACUGGGACAGGAUAGAGGGAAAGAAUGAGAUCAAAACAGCUGAUUUAUUUCAUGGGCUCAUUUAAAACAAUCAUAAAGAACCAGCCAAAUUCUCAAAUGUUAUAAAUUGAUAUAAUUGUAUAUUGAUUUGUGUUAAAUUAAUUUGUACCAGUUGAAAAGCUGGUAUGACAUAAAGGAAAAUAAAACUGUCCUCAUUAAGCUCCUUCCCCCAACCUCCUGUCCUUUUACUGUAACUUUUAGGCUUCUGAGUACUUUUCCAACAAUAUAUGUAUCAACAAUAAAUAUCAUUCCCAUGCACCUCUUUCACCUCCAUCUCAUAAGGCUGGCUACGUAGACCCAGCAUACACUAGUAUAACCCUAGCUGAAGCAUGGAAAAUAGUAGCUUGAAUCUCCAAGGGGUUUAGGAAGCUGCUAGGAUUUAGGUGCUCUAUAUUUGUCUGAAAUUUUAGAAAUGCAGCAUAUGCCUGUUCAUGCCACAUGGAGGAUUAUCACACACUGAGGUUAAACGCUGUUGGCCCUGUGGAAAAGAAAAAGAACACUGAUGAGGAAAAAAAACCAAAAUAGUUUAAUCUUAAACAUGACUCACACCUUCUGCCAGCUCUUCUAAAAAAAGAAAAAAUAAAUCCUACUGCUUAAAAAAACCUCCCAAAACAGUGUGAAAGAUUGAUUGGUGUUUUCUAUUUGUAGAAAUUGGAAUAACUUCUCCAAAACUAAAUAGAGAGAGGUCUGAGGUCAUGUCUAAAAGAUGCAUAUUUGAUAAACCUUCUUUACACGGAAGAACACUAGGGAAAGAAAGAGAUCUCAAAUACUCCAAAUUAAUCUUUGCUUUUUUUUAAAAAAAGUCUUUUGUUCUUUCCUGAUUUGGAACACUAUUGAAGAAUCAAGUUCUGUCAAUUUUAUUUAUGCUGCAUGGUUACAGUGUGAGGAUGAAAAACCUCCUUUUCAAUCACAAAUGUCCUAAGGGUAAGAAAUGAAGGAAUCCCAGCCAGUGAGGUUUUGAACACCCUGUUGUGUCCGUGUGUCAUCUGCCUUUGCAGGGCUUCUAAAGAGGAUGUAGAAUUUGCUGGUGGUAGAAUUAAGUCUAAAGUUAAGGGGAAGAAAAAUCUUAUUCAUUGCAAUACUCUUGAUUUAAUUCAGGACAAUUGAUUGUGCAACUAAAUCUCCUUCUUUGCCCUACACCCUGUGGAGUCAUCCUGGGGUUUCCACACAGUGGUCCUUUUUACAUGGAUUAAAAGUUAAGGAAUCCUGGUAGGAGGUAGUAGCCCACAGCAAACUAGAGAUGAUGUUACACUUGCAACAGGUGCUGUUUUUCCAGGCAGUCCAUUGGAAAGAUACAUAGGUGUCUAUUAGAGCUUUUUGUUUGAGUUUUGCUAUGAGAGGAGGGAGCAGACAAGGAAGAAUAAAUAAAUAAAUGACUGUUUUCAUGUAGUGAUUCUUUACCACUUCUUUUGGAUCAUUCGGGGAAGAGAAAGCAGUCUUGGAGUAUCAUUCUUAUGUGAAGAGGAAUAUGAGGCCAGCCCUAUGUCCAGAACUCUUCCCUGAACAAUUUUAUAAAGCUGUCUAUAUUGAAACUAGUUUGGUGUCAUUCUUCCUCAGCCAUGGUCAACUGCAGCCAUUUUGCCACACUGUGGCUGUUUGGGUGACACAAUUAUUUGACAGUGUUUCUGUGUGAUGAGUAUUGGAAUGAUGGAUUGAGUAGCUGAGUUCUCUUUAUGUUGCUUUGUCUUUGGUGGUAAAAUCCUGGCAAAGCAAUUAUCGUUUCUCUUUCCUUCCUGCAGAUCAAGCUGCUUUGUUUGGCAUGGCAGAAGGGAGGAAUAGGAGAGUUCAUGGGAACCUCUGCCUGUGUUUGAGUCAUCUUUUCUGAAAUGGCCUCUGUAUGAGACAUCUCUGAUGUGCUAGUGUGCUUAAUUGGCUACAUGAAGAAUGGAAUAGGAAGGUAAAAUUCUGAAAAUUUAGCUAGGUUGGGGUGCAUCUGUAAAAAGAAAAAACUUCAUAUGAAUGUAUGCAUGAGUAUACAGAGACAUGCAUCUAUGCCUGUGGAUGUACUGAGAUGGGAAGAUUUUUAUGCUACAAGGCUGAACAAAUGAACACAUUUGUAUGCACUUCUAAAUCAGGAUGUCAAAUUAUUCUUAUUAAAGAUAGCUAUAAUAUACUAAAUGAAGUACUCUAAAUAUAAACUCUUUGUUUUUUGUUUUGUUCUAAUGCUUUCUUUAGUGAGGGCAUAAUUGGAUUUCCUUCAAUACCAGUUAAAAGCAAUUAAUUUAUUUUUUAAUAAAAGGAAUACAGUUUUGAAAAACAUACUAGAGCUAAAAUUCAUUUUUCUUAGUUCAAAUUAGAACUUCUUUUCCAUCUAUUUAAAGCCAUUUCUGCUAUUUUUGUUAAUGUUUCUAUUUAAAUGGGGUGUUUUCCCUUUUCCUUUUAGCUGUCAUUCUAGAUAAGAUUUUUAAGUAAAGCCAGGGGAUAAUACUUUUUAUACAUAAAUUUUCAGAUUUCAUUUCAGUGGAAAACCUGAGACUGUGGAAGAGUUGUUUGGAGGCAGUUUGGGUCUUCUUCCUUCCCCAAGAUGAGUUUCAUAAUAAAAGUAAGGGACUGGUAGAAGGAUACUGUCUCUUUUUUUUCCUCUUGUUGAUAUGAUAUGUAACCUAUGAAAAUUAUUAUUGUUAGCCAAGCUGUGAAAUUAUGAAGUAUCUUAGAUAUGGAUUUCAGCACUGCAAAUUCCUGUUUUCCGGAAAAGACUUGACCGAUAAUAGCCAUGCUUAUCAAGGUAAUUGAGUCAUGCAGUCUGAGGUGGAUGCCCAGAAGGACUCUGUGAGUGCCAGUUCCUGGCUAAAGGAAGGCUGGAUGUCAGAAAGCUAACUCCAUCUAACUUGGCUGCCACCUGGGUGAAGGAUAGACUUUACAAGGAAUUUAGUCUCUUGAGGAUGUGGAUCAAUGCUUAAGUGACUAAACAAAAUGAGCAUUUAACUCAAAUUAAUUUCUGUGUCUGCCUUGUUGUGGAAUGUUCCAAUAUACUACAAAACAUUUAAAUACCUUUGAAAAUUGAGUCCCAUUUCUCUUUUGGAAGUAAAACUUUGGUCCUAAGUGAGUUACCUAUGUAAUUGGCAGUUAGUAUUUCAUUAAGCCAGAAUUCCCACCUGGGUAAAUAUAACUGUAAAAAUGACACAUAUAGAGCUAUAUGGUUAUGAGAGUGUGUUCAGUCAUGACGUGCCCCUGAUAUUUAAGUUAAAGCUACAACCAGAUUACAAAAAUAAGAUGCUUUCUCUCAGCUUUAUUUUAACCUGAUCUAGCUAGACUUUACUCAUCCUAUUUAUCAAUUGCUCAAUUUUUACAGUGUAAUCCAAACCCUUAUUUUAAUGAGGUCUUUGUCUAUAUUAGCAUUUAGCUGAUCACAUAUUUCACAUAUUGGGUGUGGAGCAAUCUAUAUAUCAUAUUGUUUCACUAUGGUGAGGGGUUAGGAAUCUUUUCCUAAUGAAGUCAGUUAUUGAUUUUGCUGAGUCCAAGACCUAUGAAGCACUUGCAUAUUGCUUUUAUCUUUUGGGUCUGUUUCAUUUUGCAUUUGGUUUUACCAACUGCCUGUUUCACAAUUGUCAUCCAGUCUUGUCCAGCCCUGUGGUUGGUGAGGACAGGGCAAAUGUCUCAAACAUCCUGUAAGAUUAAAUGAAUCACUAGAGAUGCCUUUUUCUCUCCAUUGAUUAUAGAAGCAGAAGCAAUAGUCUCUCCAUUGACUAUAGAAGCUAUAGUCUCCUGGCAAUAGAGGAGUUACUUCUAGCAGAAUUUGCCUAUGAAUCUGAAUUUUAUAAUAAUUUUGAAGUUCCAGUAGACACAUCUCCACAGGUAUUACAAGUAACUUUUUUUUUUACUGAGGUGACAGCUGGGGUCAAGGAAGGACACCUUGCAUCUAAAUUACUCUAAAAAUUACUCUAAACAUCUCUGCCUAGUAAAUGUAUACAUCUCCUUGUAGCCAAAUACAUGAAAAUUGGUUUUCAAAGUACCGCUUUGAGCCAGUGACAAUCUGAUCAGUAAUCUGUGGGGAAGUGGAUAAUUCUCCUUUCAGUCUGUUCUAGAUCCAACAUCCAUUUUUCGCCUCACAUGGGAGCUUUGGCAAAUAGCAUACAUGAAGCUAGAUCCACACAUUUCUGAAUCUAAAGCUAACUCAGCCCUCUCAGAUGCCUUUCUACAUGUCUGGUGCCAUUUGAGAUGAUACCGGCAUAUCUCUGCAGCUCCAGGAAUGAUGCAAGUCUCCUGUCUGUCAUAUCCUGGCAUCUGUUAACCCCAAGUACAUAUGUCCGAUACUUACUGGCUUUUCAAAUUAUAGUAAGUUCCCAUCCAGGAACCCUAAGUUCUCAAUGAGAUGAAUCGCUGAAAAAAUAAAUGCCAUCUUCAGAACAGAGUAAACCUUCCUUCUGUCAGGAAACCGGUCAGUUGACAUGCAUGCUCCACUUCAAAUUAACAAGGGUGUAGAGGAGGCAGAACUUGACCUCUUUGUGGUCCACCAUCUCAUGACACUGUUGUCUGUUGUUCCCACCUAAACAAAGUUUACCCUAAACAAGACCAGUUUCUUCUGCACUGCUGUUUUUUCACAGACACAAAAGAGGUUUUUUUUCUAUUUUAUUUUUCAGAAAGUAACCCUUUGUAAAAGACUAGAACAAAGUCUGAGACCUUGUGAGUGCUAUUUCAAAGCUUUCAUGCAGUUUUUUAAUGCCUACUUACUAAACAAGACAAAUGAUAUAGUCACACCCCUGCCAAACCAAGGGCCUUAUCCAGCAUCUUUAGAAGUUGGUGGGAGGCCUCUUGCUUGACUACAGUUAGAGUUACACCAUGCCCUUGAAGUUUUUGGGGGUUUUCUUCACAGGUUGCCAUCACAGCUUCAAAGCAUGAUUUGUUCCCUUGGGUUCUGCAGUUUGCUGCACUUUCUUUCCCAGUGGAAAGUUCUUCGUGUCCUCUUUCAGUGUGGGCGGCCCCCUCCUUUUGUACAUGAAACUUCUAAACACAUUCUUCUUUUGGGGUCUGAAGUAGCUUUUUUCUUUGUUUAUUUCAAGACAUGCAUAUAGAGAGUUUGAAUAUUUCAGUGUAUUGGUGCUUAUUUUUGUGAUCUUUUGCACUAAGUUACUCUGACAAAAACAAAAGUUGGAAAAAAAGCACACUUUCUGGUGAACUUUUGUAAUUUGUAAGCUCGUUGUUUCUUGUUUGUAAUGUGCUGAGUCUACAAGCCGAGCUGAGGAAGGAUUAAGGCAACAGUUUGUUUUGACAGCGUCACUUCAUAUCUAGUUCACCUCUGUUUUCUUCAUCCCUCCUUUUUCUUUAACAUGUGGAGCUAUCAAAUUGCUGGAAGUAGUCAGAGGAGUUUAUUUCACAGUUAUGAUUUGAUUACGAUUUUUCUCCUGUCAGUCACAGAAACCAAAAUGUCAGCUGGGUGUUCAACCAGAAGGGAGACUGCACUCCAUCGUGGAAAUGUAGUCACCUAGAGGUGGUGACAUCUAAGGGGAAAAGAGGACAUUAACACUUCAAACUACCAUUGUGAUGGGGCAGUGAAGGAGGCAAAAGCUUUUGGAAGACAUGUGCUGUUUGAAGCCAUGCAUGGUAACCAUCAGGUGGAUAUAAGGCUUUCAGGUAUUUUUCAGUGGUAGGUUUUUUUGCUGUGGAAUGAAUUGCUGCUACUUGAUCUUCCAAAACAUAGUCUUAGUUGUCCUGAUGAUCUGUAAAGUAUGAGACGUGCAUCAGAGACAUGGGAGGGGAUUUCAAAGCUCUAGCUAAUACCAGAUCCAAAUCUCCCCAGUUAGAAUGCUGGAACUCUCCCAGGUAGCCCAAAGGAGAGUUGGGGAUGGUUUCCCACAAACAAUCGUAACAUUUAAUCAAAUGUUGGAGACAACAGGUGAUCCAAAGAAUGGUGUUUGCUUAGAGACAUUCCACUCCCUGUUUAGGAUGCUUGUGGCAGCUUUUUUCUAAGCUACUGACUGCUGUUCACAUUACAACACUACUUACUUUUUGACAUGCUAGUCAUAACUCUCUUCGUAAAUUUCAAUCCCACAGCCCUAAAAAGAGUCCAUUUGGAACUAAUUCUGCAUGGGAAAUUAUUUACUCAUUUUUGCCUGCCCUUUACAGCUCCUUCUUGUGUCGUUUAGGCACAUCCUUUCCUGAUGUGUUUUGUCAUUGCCAAUGCAGCACCCAUAUUGUCAAGAAAGAAGAAGGGUUGUUUCUUAGGUAAAGCUUAGAUACAGCCAGUCACAGCCUCCCUUUCCAUUCACAACACAGUGGAAUUGAAGUUUCAGGAGCUAAGGAGAGCAAACAGGUACAUUUUUUUAUUCAGACAUCCAGUCAUAAAAAUCUCUACUCUGUGAUUUUUGCAAAUGAAAUCUGUAACACAGACCAUUAUCUCUAAAUGAUAGUGAGAACCUUAACAUUGUCGUACCUGACCUGCUUUGAAACCCCCUUUGUGAAAGAAACAAGAGACAGCUUCAGACCUGGCUGUAACCCUGUUUAGAUCAAUGUAGAUAACAUCACAGAUUAAUUUAGUCUCAUAUUGCUCCUGCUUUGAUGAUCUCCUGCAAACUGGGGCUGACAUACAUGAGUACAAGUCAGGACCUCAUGUUUGUCAUCCCUUACUGCUGUCAAUAAGAGUUGCAUUCACUGAAAUUAUGUUGUUUUCUAGCAGAACUAUGGAUAAAAUUUGGGAUAAGGCAAUGAACUUCAACUCCACAAUGCCCAUGAUAUGGCUAAAGUUACCUUCAGGAGUUUCUAAAAUUUGUGUUUUGGGAAGGUUCUCUGGGUGGUGUCUUGUCAACCAAUUCAGGAGCCAGCACACUAGCACUGGAAGGAUUUUGUGGGAUUUUAAUGGAUGAAGGCACCCUUAAAAACAAAAACCAAAAGAAAGAGCGAAAUGGCAGCUGAGAUUAGGUAUUUGUAAUAAUAAAAAAUUGGUUCUUUCUGCAGAUGAGCCCUUCAUCAUUCAUUUUACUUUGUUCUACUCAAAUUUUAUUAAAUAAAUCUCUCAGAGCUCUGUUCAUUUUAUUAGCAAAGCAAAAAAAUAAAACUUUUUUUUAAUGGUUUGUCCAAGGGUAAAGCAAGAGUCUCUCAGUUACAGUAAAAAGCAAAAUGGAGAUUUAGAUUAUUCCCCUUUCACUAUCUGGUUUUCUAAAGAGAAUUCCACAGGACGUUGCCUCAGUCUAAGUCAGUUUUGUAGACAAUGUAACAUGUCUUAAUACCCUGUUAAGGGAUUGAAAAAAUUUAGCCUUAGCUUCUUUUGUUUUCUAUGGUUACUGUUGUACAGAAGAAAGACUUAAACUGUAAGUAAUGUAUAUUUAAUAAAAAGAGACUUUUUGUAUGAUUUUGUGUCGAAGA